AUUAAAAAAAAUUUUGGUCAUUAUUUACUAAGACAUUACACUGACGAAUGGGCUGUGCAGUGGCUUCCGUGCUCAACAAUAUCCCUGACCUGGGAUCUUACUGAUUUGACACAAUCCGGCACAAAUUUCACUGAUGGUGUCAUCUUUUGUUUCGCGGGGAUUCAGAUGCUGCAUUCAUACACACAAAAUGGCGGACAUUGUUGCUCCGGCACUUCCCGCUUUUGGAACCGAUGUAAAACCAUUGAAAGAGCUCAAAUGUUGCAGUCACUUUUUGAUGCAGCUUGUUGAGCACGGUUUGAAGUGUAAACAUAUUUAAUCAUAUGAACCAGGAAGCUCCGUUGAAUCAUGACCAGCAAGAUCCCAUACGAUCUCGUCAUCAUAACACCAUGCCCGAUAUUUUGCCCACGCCGUAUCCCAUUCCGCCUUAUCGCACGGUGGAUAUUCCUCGUACAAAACGGACCCGCAGCAGUCGAAGCUGUGAUUUCUGCAGGAAGAGAAAAAUUCGAUGCGACGGCAACAGCACUAAACCAUGCAGCUCUUGUCUGAAUGCCAACAUAAAAUGCGUAUUUUCAACUGAACAGAAAAAGCGAGGACCGAAUACCAGUUAUAUUGACGUUCUCGAGACCCGUCUAAAGCGACUCGAAAAUUAUAUUGAGAAGUUGAACCAGAACCAGGAUUCAAAACUACCUGAUACGACAUCGGCACUCACAUCUGCGGAAGUGGGAACAUCGCGAAGCUCUUCUUCCCCCGAUCCAGAUCCGAGUUCCGUCGCCACUACCGCCACCACCACCGCCACCGCUCCACCAGAAAGAGAUAUUACUGAUGAAGUUGAAGGCAUGACCGAGAAUAUGGAGUCCUUGAAUAUUAUUGACUAUGACCGGUCACGAUACAUUGGAAUCAGUGCUGGCAUCCACCUUCUCGACGAAGCAUUACUUCAGUAUUCGGGAGCCAACCACGGAAUGGAACCUUGGUCCAUUAAUAAAGUGAACGAAGACAAGGACGAACACAUUAUGAUGAAACCGCAGGAAAUUGAAGUUUCGUCUCCAAAGCACCCAGAGAAUAAUUCGCAAAACCGAUUCGAGCCGUUCAAAGAUAUCGAACUGAUGACACCGGAGCUUGCAGACAGGCUUGUCCAACAGUAUUUUACGUGGAUCCACCCAUACGUUCCCAUGAUUAACAAAAUCGCUUUUCUUGAGCAAUAUUACCAUCAGAAUCCUGUGCCUGCUGAUCGAUAUUUACUUUACGCAGUGUGUGCGGUAGGAGCACGUGUUGUCAACCAUCAUGAAGGGGAUAGUAAGGCGAACGAUGGCGCGGUCCAUGUUAGCACGGAAACUACCGUCAAACUUCGGAAGAUAUUCCGUGCUAGAGCAGACAAAGUGAUGGAAGUGGCGCAUAAACGGUCAGGCAUCAGUACCAUACAGACAUUGCUGCUACUCAGUGUGUUUAGAGAGUUUUCUGGUGACGAUGCAGAAGAUACAAGUCAUUGGUUCACAGGAAGCAUGGCAAUACGCAUGGCGCAAGAUUUAGGAUUGCAUAGAAAUACUUCACGAUGGCGUAUUCCAGAGGAUGAAAGAGAACUGAGACGCCGAAUAUGGUAUAUUGCAUAUACAGUGGAUCGUUGGGUCGCGGCCGAGCUUGGACGACCAAUGAGUAUUUUGGACCACGAAUUCGAUGUUGAUCUACCUUCGCCAUAUGAGCUUGGUGCCCCCGUUCAAUCUACUUGCGACGAUGCCAGUGAACAAGGCAUCAUCCCAACCAUGAUUCGGGAAGCACAAGAGGCGUAUACAAGCAGAGUGCCGGUAUAUACUGACUAUAUUCAUUUCAUCACGCUUGGUCAUAUACUUGGUCAAGUGCUGUUGGGAUUGCAUUCUCCAAGAACCAAAGACGCAGGUCGUCAAAACUCUGAAGUGGUGCGUCAUCUGGAAUGCAGUCUCGCACAGUGGGCAAUGGAUCUGCCCGAAAAUAUGCAAUACGAAUAUCCCAAUGGGAAAGGGACGCUGAAAGCUGCCCUUGCGUGUCUGUGCUACAGCUGUGUUUCAUUGUUGUUAUUCCGACCAUUCAUCACCGGCAGUUCCGAAAGUGAGGUUUUCACCACGGAGCAAGCCAACGAACAGUGUAUUCGUGCUGCGAACAAUAUCUUGAAAUUGGGGGACGACUUGGGAAUCGAUCUAUUGCUAUGGUCACCUUGGAGUGUAGCUGCAACAGCUCAUUUCCAAGCUGCCAUUAUAUUUCUGUACAACACAAGAACAAAGAACCCAUCCAUAAGCGAGCAAGGUCGAGCCAAUUUCCUCCAAUGCGCUGCGAUCUACCAGCAAGAUGCUUCUCUUGGCGCGAGUAAAAUUGCAAGGUUGCUUUUAGCUGCUUCCGAAUGUUUUAGAACACCGAGCCAUCAGAAGCAACCUAUGGAAACAAACGUCACCGCCAUGUCUUCAAACGGAGGCGACCCCAUUCACUGGGUCCAUGAUCCGGUCAACCAUCGUGAUCAGGCCAAUAUCCCUCUACAAGGCUCAACAGAAGAUGCUAAACUUGAGCAAGAGAUCGGAAAUCACAGCACUCAGUAUCUAUCGACAAUGGAUACUAUGGGCGAAAGUUCCCGUGGGAAUACAUAUGCAAUGUCGUUGGAUGAACAGCAAAAAUUGCACAACCGCUCGCUGCUUUUGGCAGCGUCGAUUAGCACCCGACCCGAAGAUAUAUUUUUGUUUCCCAUGCCUCGUGGGUCGGCCAAUACCAACCCACUGAAUGCUCCUUUACCAAAUGCCCCGGCAUUGGAUAUGGCCGACACUUCCAUGCUGUUGGCGGAACACAACACACUUCAAGAUCCUGCACUGCAUAUUCCUGCGACUAUGAGCAAUCCACCAGCGUCGGUUGCGUUUGAUCAGCAUCCACCAUCCACCGAUAAUUUCUUCCCCACGUCUUACCACGAAUCAGCACCGUCCAACUUUAUGCCUAUUUUUGGAAGCGAUCUGUUUGGUACUGACAUGUCAUCUGGUCAUCCCUCUUCCGAGUUGCCAUUGUGGGAUAUUCCUAUGGAUGCUCGAUGGCAUACAUAAGUUAACGUAGCAUGAAGAACGGACGCGAACGUUGAAUUUAACGUCAACUGCAUCAUACCGUGUAAAUGCUCUGAUCUCGUUUAUUCUUUGUUUCAAUUAUCAUUCAACUACCUUCACUCUCAGAAAAUUACUAUUUAUACUUGUAGAACACUUUAAAUAUAUUCAACUCUUUGCACUCAUUUUUAUCCAAUUAUCCAUUGAUACAUCCGUGAGCAUCCUCUGGUUUCGCCGGCAUAUACAGUACGAAGUAGCGGGUUUCAGAUUAGGGCUUUUUUGUUAAUAUUUGGUCACUAUACUCUUUGGCUUCUGUAUUUGAGCCAUAGGCCAGAUGAAAGUAUGUGUAAUAUAUAUGAUAUUGUAUUGUAAUUGGCGCAUAUCGGCAAGAAAAAAG
Messenger RNA from Radiomyces spectabilis, 3441 nucleotides. Its product is annotated as fungal-specific transcription factor domain-containing protein. The record is from RefSeq and is a predicted model, not a curated record. Gene Ontology annotation, biological process: regulation of DNA-templated transcription; DNA-templated transcription. Gene Ontology annotation, molecular function: DNA binding; zinc ion binding; DNA-binding transcription factor activity, RNA polymerase II-specific. The coding region runs from base 321 to 3050 and encodes 909 amino acids. NCBI's taxonomy places the organism in Eukaryota, Fungi, Mucoromycota, Mucoromycetes, Mucorales, Radiomycetaceae. The transcript is spliced from 9 exons.